Molecule: messenger RNA, 2148 nt
Organism: Alternaria atra
Lineage: Eukaryota; Fungi; Ascomycota; Dothideomycetes; Pleosporales; Pleosporaceae
Exons: 5
Coding region: 1-2148 (715 amino acids)
Biological process (GO): DNA-templated transcription
Molecular function (GO): DNA binding; zinc ion binding
Source: RefSeq, a predicted model, not a curated record
AUGCAGGGCGAUUCUCAAGAGCUGGGAAGCUUCCCGCAGGGCCCCAAGAUGGCCAUCCCUAGGCUCAAGCGUGCUCCACCACCGUCACCGCCACCCAUGUCAAGUGAGAGGAGUAGAGAGGGCCACGUUGAGGACGAGGAUGGCGAAGCACAUGGUGAAGCACACGUGACCGCAUCGGUUGGUUCGAACGAGGAUCUCGACCAUCUCGACGAGGACUUGAUGCGUGAUCAUGAAUCGAGGGCUACCGGCUAUGUUGGUCUAAACUCUGAAGUUCAGUGGCUCCGUAGUGCACAGCGCCAAACCGAAGAUACGGGAGCAGAGCCUUACGGUCAACCACAUGGCCCACCAGGCUCGACACGAGAUGCUGCUAGUGAGCGCUCGGAUGCUCUCCAUGACCGUCGCGACAAUAUCAAAGAGCACUCAAGACAAGGCUCAAUGAGGUAUAUGAACGACACUACGUUCUACCUCGACAGCGACGACAUCGAAACGGAUAUCUUUGUCGAUCCUUACGAAGACCCGGACCCUGAUAUAGCAGAAAAACUGUUCAACUGCUAUUUUGCGACUGUUCACCCUUCCUUUUCCCUUACCGGCGCGUUGGCAUUCUACUUCCUCGCGAUAGGCCAUGUGAGCAGAGCAUGGAUCAUGAUUGGAAUAUCCAUACGGCUCGCGCUCGCUCUUGGUCUUCAUUUGCGGAAUGAAGACCCUGGAGCAGAAGAAUCAAAGAAAGAACUGCUUGUGCGCACCUGGUGGAGUUUACAAUCUACUGAGUCUCUAGUCAGUGCGAUCACCGGAAGACCACCCGUGAUCGCUUUCGAGGACUGCACAGCAUCUUUGCCACGCAGCCUCCCAGGCGAACAGCUGAACCACAGAGAUACGUUGAGGAAAUUCGCACGGAGGGGUACCGGGGACGACUCGCCGCACACUACGACAGACAGCUACACGUCCGAAAGUGGCCAGCGAGACCCAGGCCGAGAUCACUACCUCAUGAAUCAUAUAAACAUUGCAUUCAUCUCUCAGAAAGCUUUACUCGAGCUGUACUCACCUCGAACUGCUGCCAGGUCUUGGAAGUCCGUUCAAGGAAGUAUCUCAGGACUGCUUAACGAGCUCGAGGAAUGGUCGAAGGCAGCAUUACCCGGAGGUUGUCAAGCUGCAAGAAAGAAGCACAUGACAGGCCUUGAACGCGAACAGUUCCUCCUUAAGGCAGACUACUGGAGCACUAAGAUGCUCGUCACACGACCAUGUCUCUGCAAGAUAGAGCGGCGCAUUCGUAACGAGAGCAAGGCUUCUGUCGAGUUCAACAAGACAAGCGCGGAAGCUUGCGUCGGAGCUGCUUUGGAAAUGACCAAACUAUUUCCUGACGAUCCGGACCUUGAUUUCAUCUACUCCAAGGGGCCAUGGUGGGCAAUUGUUCAUUUUAUCAUGCAAUCAAUUGCGGUACUCAUAUUAGAUAUGACCUACAGGAACAGAGAGAUGGAGAGCUCUGAGCCUAGCAUGGUCGUUUCCAUCAGAAAACUGAUUCGCUGGUUACGUGCAAUGCGACAUAACGAUCCCGUCGCCGCUCGAGCACACCAUGUCAUCAAGGGAGUUCUCAAGAGAUUUUCUCCGGCUCUGCAAUCCCAGGCUGAUGAACUGCUCGACUUGUAUGAAGAAGAAACUCCAGGACCUGAUGCUUACCAGCAUCAUCAUAUCCCAUACAACGCCCAGCAAACUGCGGAGGUGCCACAGGAGAACUUUCGCCUAAAUUUAAUGAAUACCAGUAGCACUUUCGACCCUCGGCCUUCUCAGUACUACCCACUGGACAAUCUGCCUGGACAUCAAGACAGCUUCGACCCGUUUUACCUGCCGGACGAAUCCAUAGUACCGAUGCCCUUUGACAAUCCAUUUUUUACAAACUUCAACCAUGGUGUACCAUUUGUGAACAUGCAAAGCCUGUGGGACCAACCAGGAUAUUUAAAUGCUUUUGACCUGGACCUGUCACAUGUGAACACAUCACAAGACAGUCAUGAUGGUGGGCAGGCUUCAAAUGUGGAACACCUGCCAGAACAACAACAACAACAACAACAACAACAACAACAACAACAACAACAACAACAACAACAACAACAACAACAACAACAACACUUCGAGUAUUACCCAUCACAAGGAUAG